Messenger RNA from Hibiscus syriacus, 1103 nucleotides. Its product is annotated as protein LIGHT-DEPENDENT SHORT HYPOCOTYLS 4-like. Bases 308 to 916 code for a protein of 202 amino acids. The record is from RefSeq and is a predicted model, not a curated record. Gene Ontology annotation, biological process: mRNA transcription; response to light stimulus. Gene Ontology annotation, cellular component: nucleus. NCBI's taxonomy places the organism in Eukaryota, Viridiplantae, Streptophyta, Magnoliopsida, Malvales, Malvaceae. The transcript has a single exon.
UACCACAUUAAGGCAUGAUCAUAUGAAGUCUUCUAGGAUUGAUCAGACAAAGAAACCUCAAAGAAAACAAAGGGUCUCUUACUAGACCUCGCUGCUGGCUAGGUUAUAUGCAUGUUUUGACUUUGAAUCUGUCAUCUUCUUCAAGCUUUUGCUCCCAUGGCGGCCUUUUUUUAGUAAUCCUAGGUUAAAGAAGACACUCACCUGCUCUUUUUCUUGCAGAACAUAGUGUUUUUUUUAUGUUACUUUGAGAUCGACGAAGUACUGUUCAUCCUCCUCCUUUUGGUUUCCUUUUUUUUGUGUUUUGGAUAUGGAUUGUCUUCAGGGUUUCGAAACCUUGAAUUCUAACUCUUCUUCUACUGCUUUUUCCGGGAUCCUGGCGAUGACCACCGCGGCCACCGCCGGAAACGGAAACGGGAACCCUUUAUCGGUGACGGUUUCCUCCUCCUCCACUUCUCCGACCACUCUAAGCCGCUACGAGAACCAAAAGCGCCGUGACUGGAACACUUUCGGCCAAUACCUCUGCAACCACCGUCCGCCUCUCUCGCUCUCCCGCUGCAGCGGCGCACACGUCCUGGAAUUCCUCCGGUACCUCGACCAGUUCGGGAAAACCAAAAUCCACACCCCGCUUUGCCCUUUCUUUGGCCACCCUAAUCCUCCGGUUCCAUGUCCCUGCCCUCUCCGUCAAGCUUGGGGAAGCCUCGACGCUCUCAUCGGCCGCCUCCGUGCCGCCUUCGAGGAGCACGGAGGCAAGCCCGAAGCAAAUCCGUUCGGUGCUAGAGCUGUUAGGCUUUACCUACGUGAGGUUCGUGAUUCACAGUCCAAGGCCAGAGGCAUAAGCUACGAGAAGAAGAAAAGGAAACGACCACCGCAAGCUCCUCCAUCUCUUCCGCCAUCAAACGUCAAUCAAAAUCAGUAAGCAAAAAGAAAAAAAAAUCUUCAAGUAUCCACCAGCUGCACGAAAAAAAAACAUGGACUUAUGCUGCCUUAAUUAUUACAUAACUAUUUGUAGUAACCUAAGAUCUAUGUGAAUUUCAACAUCCAAUUUGUCUUUAGAUUUGUACUUUCGAUAAGCCAUUUAUGACGAGUUUAGAUUUGCAGAUCAA